UGAAGGGAGAGUGAAGGUCAGAUUCUAUGGAGAGUGGGGCUCAAUGUGCGAUUACAGAUGGGACAUGAAAGAAGCCACAGUUGUGUGCAGGCAGCUGGGCUGUAACAAUUCCCCUGGUCAGCACAAGGCAGCUUCCUUUGGACCUGGAUCAGGAAAGGUUUGGCUCAGUCAGGUCAAAUGUACAGGAGAUGAAUUCACUUUAUCAGAGUGUAAGAGAAACCUGACCAUGUUUCACAAUUGUGAUCACACAGCAGAUGUUGGAGUGAUCUGUGCAGGUGGUGGGCCAUUAGAGUUGAGACUUGCUGGGGGCUCCAAUAGAUGUGAGGGGCGGGUAGAGGUGAAGCACCAUGGUGAAUGGGGCACGGUUGGUGACUUUUUCUGGGAUAAGAAGGCUGCUAUGGUUGUGUGCAGGCAACUAGGUUGCAACACUUCAUAUGAACAGGCAACAUCAUUUGGAGCUGGAACAGGGAAGAUUUGGUUCAGUGGACUGAAAUGUACAGGGAAUGAAUCAGCCCUGUGGGACUGUGAGCCUGAACUGAACAGAUAUCGCAUCUGGAACAACACUGCAGAUGUUGGAGUCAUUUGUGCAGGUGAACCAGAGGAGCUGAGAUUGGUUGGAGGAACAAAUGACUGCGAGGGAAGAGUUGAAGUGAAACACAGAGGAGAGUGGGGCACAGUAUGUGGCAAUGACUGGGAUACGAGGGAUGCCGCUGUGGUGUGCAGGCAGCUGGGGUGCAACACUUCCCUUAUUAAAGCAACUACAUUUGGAGGUGGAUCUGGGAAGAUCUGGUUAAGUCACCUGCAAUGUACAGGGAAGGAGACAUCCCUGUGGGAAUGCAAGCAUGGAAUGUGGGGGCUUCACUAUUGCAAUCAUGGCCAAGAUGUUGGAGUCAUCUGUCAAGGUGCAGAUGAGGAUGUUAGGCUUAUCGGGGGAGACAAUGAGUGCGAGGGGAGAGUGGAGGUGAAGCAUCAAGGAACAUGGGGUACUGUGUGUGGUCGUCAAUGGGGUGCAAAGGAAGCUUCCGUUGUUUGUAGACAACUGGGCUGCAACACCUCCAAUGAAUAUUUCUCUACCAAAGCAACAUUUUUUGGAGCUGGAUCUGGGAAGAUUUGGCUCAGUAAUGUUAAAUGUACGGGAGACGAGCCGAGCCUUGCAUGGUGUAUGCAUAAUACAUGGGGAAUUGAGAAAUGUGAUCAUACUGAGGAUGUUGGAGUCAUUUGCACAGGUGAGCCUGAGGAAUUGCGACUUUUUGGGGGAGAUAAUGAGUGUGAAGGAAGAGUUGAAGUGAAGCAUCGGGGGGUGUGGGGAGCAGUUUGUGACCACAAUUGGAAUCAAAAGGCAGCAUCUGUGGUAUGUCGGCAGCUGGGAUGCAACAACACAACAGAGGGGCACAUGAAGGCCCAGGCAGCUUUCUUUGGAUCAUCAUCAAGAAAUGUUUCCCUCUCCCGAGUGAAAUGCACAGGAGAAGAAGCAGUCCUUUGGGAAUGUCAGCAUCAAAUGUGGGGCUUAGCAACUGUCUUCAUAGAGCAGACGUCGGAGUGAUCUGUAAAGGUGAGCCAGACUUACUGAGCCUGGUUGGAGGAGCCACUAAUUGUGCUGGAAGGGUGGAGGUAAAGCACCGAGGUGAGUGGGGCACAGUGUGUG
Molecule: messenger RNA, 1645 nt
Organism: Xenopus tropicalis (tropical clawed frog)
Lineage: Eukaryota; Metazoa; Chordata; Amphibia; Anura; Pipidae
Product: deleted in malignant brain tumors 1 protein-like
Exons: 6
Coding region: 44-1543 (499 amino acids)
Cellular component (GO): membrane
Source: RefSeq, a predicted model, not a curated record